UCCCCCGUCACUCUUCGGUGUGUGCAGCGUCAGAUUUUUCAUCCUAUUCGCUCACUCUUUUCCUCUGUCCUUUUAACUGACGUACUGGUACUUGCUCUGCCACUGGUUUUUCGGGAUAUCGUGUGAAAAGAAACUAUUUCUAAAAUGUUUAAGAGACUCAUGAAAGUUGGUAUUAAAGCCAGCAUCUUGACGAGUGCUGUAUAUUAUACCAUUGACCAAGGUCUUUGGGAAGAUACAGACCAGGCAGACAAAAUAUAUUCUGACAUCUAUCAAGCUGUCGCACCAUACGUCAAAGACGUUCCUGUUGAGGUUCCAGAACUGCCCUCCUUAUCUGAUUUUGCUGCUUCAUCUAAACUGUAUUACAACCAAGGAGUUAUUGCCACUGGAAAUUUCUUUAAAGACUUACCAUCCAAUACUGCAUCUGUAGCCGGAGAUCUGAAAUCCACUUUAUCAACUCUAUUAGAUGCACCGCCAUCUCAAGAAAAUUCAGCAGACAGCACCUCUGGCAAAUCAUGAAUAUAGUUUUACUCAAUUGUAGAUUGCAGUGAUAUGUGCAUUUCCUUGGAAUAAAACACACCUGAAGUUGUACAGUCUUUAAGAAGGAAUAAAUAGUGAUCUGUGAUAAA
Molecule: messenger RNA, 626 nt
Organism: Frankliniella occidentalis (western flower thrips)
Lineage: Eukaryota; Metazoa; Arthropoda; Insecta; Thysanoptera; Thripidae
Gene: QIL1
Product: MICOS complex subunit MIC13 homolog QIL1
Exons: 3
Coding region: 145-516 (123 amino acids)
Biological process (GO): cristae formation
Cellular component (GO): MICOS complex; mitochondrial crista junction
Source: RefSeq, a predicted model, not a curated record